AAGGAAGGAAGGAAGGAAGGAAGGAAGGAAGAAAAAAAAUGUAAAGUAAUAAACUUCAGAAUGUCCUUUGCAUUAGCAAAAUGGAGGAGUUAGGAAGACCUGGAUUCAAAUUUUGCCUCUCCUUCCUCCAUAUGUGACUUGAGGGCCCCCUUUUCUUCAUCUGUAAAAUAAGAAGUUGAAAUGGGAUGUCAUCUAAGGUCCCUUCCCAUCAUGGGUCCAUGGGCAAGCCAUGUGAGCCUCUCUGAAAUGUAGUUUUCUUAUCUGCAAAAUGGAAAUAAUCAUACCUGUAGCACUUAAGUCAAAUGAUUUUUGGAAAGUGCUGAGGAAACCUUUCAAUGCUCCAGAAACCCCAGAUAUUAUUUUUCAGUGUUCUAUGUUACAGGAAGCAACAGGUUUUGUGAGGACUGGAUGCAGGCGUUCCUGAAUGCUGCAGAGGGUGGCAACCCAUUUCUUUUCCGACAAAUCCUAGAGAACUUUAAACUGAAGGCUAUCCAAGACACAAACAACCUGAAGAGAUUUAUUCGCCAGGCAGAAAUGAAUCAUUAUGCCUUGUUUAAGUGUUACUUGUUUCUGAAGAACUGUGGCAGUGGAGACAUCCUACUGAAGAUAGUUAAAGUGGAGCACGAAGAAAUGCCUGAAGCCAAAAACGUGAUCUCAGCCCUGGAAGGAUUCAUGAAAGAGGAAGCUGCUGCCCAGACUUCUUAAUCAUUCGGUUUUAUACACUCUGAAAUUGUUGCCACACAGUACUGUACCGUCCUACUCUCCUGAGUGAUUAGAACCCAUUUGUUUUUGUCAUAAUGGGUUAUACUAUCCCAGAGCAUUAGGUGAUUUCCAAUUAAUUCUAGGUUGCAGUCUCUUAGUGGUUUAAAUCAUGUUAAAACCAGAAAGAACAUUUUCCUUUGAGUCUUAGGUAUAAAAGUAUACAUAAGCAUAGUUGUUCUCCUUGUCGACAUUUAGCCUCCUCGAUCAUAGAAUUUUGGGGUUGAAAGGAUCCACUGGAGGCUGUCUGAUCUCUCUCGUCCCCCAACUUUGUAUGGGCAUUCCUGGUUUUUUAGGUGCUCAGAAAGAGAUUCUGCAGUCUCGUUAGCCCAUUCCUCUGUUUAAAACACUGUUAAGACAUUUUCCACGGCAGAAAAUCAUGGUUCUUUCUCAAUCAUCCCAAGAUUUCGCAUCCUGUAGCUUCUUUGAGAUGAUACAGUCCUAGACUUGAGGCCAGCCUGCUUCACAAAAGCAUUCCAAAGACAGGUAUAGAACGCAGCCCACGUCUUAAAAGCUUUGCACUCUGUGGGUGCCUGAUGUAGUCUGUUAGAUAAUGGCAACGAUGCUAUGGUCAGCCGGGGUGCUGAUGUGCAUAAAACUUGAAUUUGUAACAAGCUGGUAGAAUAGGUGUGCCAGUUUGAAGGUUUGUGAAAUCAUCACCACGAUGGAUCCAACGAAUCCUUUAAAGAAUAGACUUUUCUCUUUUUUUCCAUAAAGCUGGAAAUGCUUGACUUGGGAAGGGAGUGAUUAGAGAUGGGGAAAAGGAAAAACAAAGGCUUUCUACUGGCAACUUGUAACUUCAGAAACUCAGCAGAGAUUCUUCAUUACCUUCAGAUGUGGGCAUUGAUUUUUGAUUUCUGUACUUUCAUUCUUCUCCUCAAAUUGUUUUGCUCCAAAUCAAUGAAAAGUCUGCUCUCGGGAGACUCGGAUAUCUUUCCACUGGAACAGAUUGCAGCGGCACAGAUGUAGUAGUGGUUUUCCUUCUGUAGAACUUUUUAAAUAAACCCCACUUGAUCAU
This is a messenger RNA of Gracilinanus agilis (Agile Gracile Mouse Opossum), 1777 nucleotides long. Its product is annotated as protein Njmu-R1-like. Bases 409 to 705 code for a protein of 98 amino acids. Gene Ontology annotation, cellular component: trans-Golgi network. The transcript is spliced from 2 exons. The record is from RefSeq and is a predicted model, not a curated record. NCBI's taxonomy places the organism in Eukaryota, Metazoa, Chordata, Mammalia, Didelphimorphia, Didelphidae.